AUGCGCGCAGCAGCCAGCUUAGGAAGCAGCGGCAGGAUAUAUAUAUGCUUCAAAACCAAGCGAUCGAUCCAUGUCGCUAUAUAUAAUGACGCGGCCACUGCCGUUGCCCCCGGGCAAUGCAAAUUAAACAUGGCGAUCUGCCAUGCCUGGGUGCUGACGAUCGUCGUCGUCGUCGUAGCGGAAGCUGCUCCUCACCUGCUGGUGCGCGGCGCGAGCGACGGCCCGUCGGCGGCUUCGGCUCCUGGUGGCUGCGACCUGUUCCGGGGGAGGUGGGUGGCGGACAAGUCGUACCCGCUGUACGACGCGUCCGCCUGCCCGUUCGUGCCGGACGUCUUCGACUGCCGCCGCAACGGCCGCCCCGACGACGACUACCUCAAGUUCCGGUGGAGCCCCGGCAACUGCCGGCUGCCCAGGUUUGACGGCGGGGAUUUGCUGAGGAGGUGGCGCGGGAAGACGGUGAUGUUCGUGGGGGACUCGCUGAGCAUGAACCAGUGGGUGUCCCUCGCCUGCAUGCUCCACGCCGCCGCCCCCGCUCCCGUCCGCGCCACCUUCACCAGCGGCGAGCCCGUCUCGGCCGUGCGCUUCGAGGACUACGACCUGUUACUGGUGCUGUACCACACCACGUUCCUGGUGGACGUCGUGCAGGAGGACAUCGGCCGGGUGCUCAAGCUGGACUCCAUGCGGAACGCCAGCGAGUGGCUCGGCGCGCACCUGCUCGUCUUCAACACAUGGCACUGGUGGACCUACAGGGGCGCCAGCCAAGUGUGGGACUACGUGCAGGACGGGAAUAGCACGUACCGGGACAUGGACCGGCUGACGGCCUUCUCCAAGGCCCUCUCCACAUGGGCGCGCUGGGUCGACGCCAACGUCGACGCCUCCAAAACCAGGGUCUUCUACCAGGGCAUCUCCCCGAGCCACUACAUGUCGAAGCAGCAGGAGAGCCAAGCAGGGACGGCACCAGCGGGAGGCGGAGGCAGCUGCCUGAAGCAGACGCGGCCGCUGCAGGAAGCCACGGACGCGGCCGGCGGGGGGACGAGCCUGGCCCCGGUGCAGGCCGUGGUGCGGGGCGUCCUCGACGCCAUGACGGCGCCGGUGUCGCUGCUGGACAUCACGGCGCUGUCGCAGCUCAGGAUCGACGCGCACCCGUCCGUCUACGGCGGGCCGGGGCGGGAUGGCAUGGACUGCACGCACUGGUGCAUCGCGGGGCUCCCGGACGCGUGGAACCACGUCAUGUACGCCAUGCUCCUGCAGCAGAGUUAG
Messenger RNA from Miscanthus lutarioriparius, 1260 nucleotides. Lineage: Eukaryota; Viridiplantae; Streptophyta; Magnoliopsida; Poales; Poaceae. The record is from the annotation of a GenBank genome assembly.